This is a messenger RNA of Acanthopagrus latus (yellowfin seabream), 6689 nucleotides long. Its product is annotated as WD40 repeat-containing protein SMU1-like. Gene Ontology annotation, biological process: mRNA splicing, via spliceosome. NCBI's taxonomy places the organism in Eukaryota, Metazoa, Chordata, Actinopteri, Spariformes, Sparidae. Gene Ontology annotation, molecular function: protein binding. Gene Ontology annotation, cellular component: precatalytic spliceosome. The record is from RefSeq and is a predicted model, not a curated record. Bases 875 to 2407 code for a protein of 510 amino acids. The transcript is spliced from 12 exons.
UUUUGUCAUUUACUAAGACGAUUGAUGCCUCUUUUUUAAUCUUGUAUGUGUUAUUAGUCGUCAUUUGUAUUGAUUCUGUAGCUACGCUUAAAUAUAGACCAUGCAGCGCAGUGGGGGACAGUAAUAAACCCUUUACAAGGUCGUUGCACAGUAAUGGAACCUGUUUUCCGGAUUAACGACCGUACCAACAGGUUUAUUUGCUCAUGUGGGCCUCAGAUUAAACACGCUCUCUGAGUGAAGGGUCAAACAUCUCAGCUCAUUAACUCUCCGAGCCCGCUGAGUGCGGCUCCAGCAUCGCACUGCCCGCAGUGUGUGAUUACAGGAGGGACACUGAUGGCUGGUAAUCACGGGGAUGAAUACGCAGACGCAACCAGCUCUGGGUGUGCAUAUUGAUGAGGGAGAGGAGAGGACGUUCGCAGCGAUGUUUUGGCUCGUGCACAAUGGUUCCUAUAGGCGAGCACGCUCUGAGCCACGAGCUCCUGUCCGUGGUGCUGCUGCUGCUGAUGAUGAUGAUGCUGAUGAUGAUGAUGAUGAUGAUGAUGCUGAUGUCGUGGCUGCAGCAUCUCGUCUCCUGCACGCAACGUGCCCACAAAUGUUCCUUCCACAUAUCGGCAUGCGUCAGGAGAGGGGAAGGGGAGUGUGGGGGUGUGUGUAGCGCCCAAGACGUUUGUGUGGCGGCGGCAGUCACAAGUUUGGGUUUGCUGCCCGCCGCAAAAAAAAAAAAAAAAAAAAAAAAGAGAUAGACACAGGAGAGAGCACGUGUAGUGGGUGGUCCUCAGCAGACGACUUUCACGUGGCUCUAGCGAGCUCAGAGCCGGAGCCCGAACCGCCGAGCCGUCAGUCCGGCGCUGCAACAGCAGGAGACAACAUCAGCAUGGCUGCGGACAUGGAACCCUCGGAUGUGAUCCGCCUGAUCAUGCAGUACCUGAAGGAGAACAACCUCUACCGAACGCUGACCACCCUACAGGAGGAAACCACGGUGUCACUCAACACGGUGGAAAGCAUCGACAGUUUCAUUGCAGACAUAAAGAACGGCCACUGGGACUCCGUCCUGCUGGCCAUCGAGUCCCUCAAGUUGCCCGACAACACACUCAUUGAUCUUUAUGAGCAGGUCGUAAUGGAGCUCAUUGAAAUGAGGGAGGUGGGAGCGGCUCGCUCGCUCCUCAGACAAACUGACCCCAUGAUCAUGUUGAAGCAGACGCAGCCAGAGAGGUACAUCCACUUGGAGAACCUGCUAACAUGCUCCUACUUUGACCCCCGCGAGGCGUACCCAAAAGGCAGCAGCAAGGAGAAGCGGCGCAGAGCGAUAGCCGAGGCGCUGGUGAGGGAGGUCAGCGUGGUGCCACCUUCUCGCCUCAUGGGGCUCCUGGAACAAGUCGGCUCUAUGAGAAUACAGCAGUUUCCAGAUCAGCUCUCCCCCGACAUGACCAUUGAGACUUCUGGCACCAAGAGACUUUUGGAGAAAGAGACCUUUCCAACCCAGCUGUACCGCCACAUCAAGUUUGGACGACGGUCACAUGUGGAGUGCGCCCGUUUCUCGCCUGAUGGCAAAUACUUAAUCACUGGGUCGGUGGACGGGUUCAUUGAGGUGUGGAACUUUAACACUGGGAAAAUCAGUAAGGAUCUAAAGUACCAGGCCCAGGACAGCUUCAUGAUGAUGGAUGAAGCCGUGCUGUGCAUGUGCUUCAGUCAGGAUACAGAUCUGCUGGCAACUGGAGCUCAGAAUGGCAAAAUAAAGGUGUGGAAGAUCCAGAGCGGCUUGUGCCUGCGCAGGUUCGAGCACGCCCACAGCAAAGGUGUGACCUGUCUGAGCUUCUCCAAGGACAACAACCAGGUCCUCAGCGCCUCCUUCAACCAAACCAUCAGAAUCCAUGAACUGAGGUCAGGCAAGACACUAAAGGAGUUAAAUGGCCAUUCGUCAUUUGUAAAUGAUGCAUCUUUCACUGAAGAUGGACUUCACAUCAUCAGUGCUUCGUCUGAUGGCACAGUCAAGAUUUGGAGCACAAAAUCCGGCGAAUGCAUCAACACAUUCAAAUCUCUGUCCAGGACAUCAGAAGUCCCCGUCAACAAUGUGAUUCCCCUGCCCCAAAAUCCAGAGCACUUUGUGGUUUGUAACCACUCGAACACGGUGGUCGUCAUGAACAUGCAUGGUCAGACUGUGAAGACAUUCAGCUCAGACAGAAAGGAGGCAGCCGACUUUGUGUGUUGCACCCUGUCACCGCGCGGGGAGUGGAUCUACUGUGUGGGCGAGGACUUCGUGCUGUACUGCUUCAACUACACGACGGGAAGGCUGCAGAAAACGCUGACCGUUCACGAGAAAGAUGUAAUUGGUAUCGCUCACCACCCACACGAGAACCUGAUUGCCACAUACAGCGAGGAUGGCCUCCUGAGGCUAUGGAAACCGUGAACUGUCGCCUGCACUGCAGCAUGGUGGACCCAGAGAGCCCUAUGCAUGGUUGCAAAGCAAUUCAUUUAUUUCUAUGUAAUAAAUAUACAUGGAUCAAUAGAACACCUUUUCAAGUGGAUAACAGUAAUCCAUCAGUAUAUUCUGAAACAGUUAACUGAUUGAGAGAACAAUCUUACCACAAGGUCCACUGAGUAGGUUUUCUGAAGCUUUAGGUCAAAUAACGUCAUCAGCAGACGGGUCUAAGUUUCAUCCAAUCAGAGCUGGAUCAGAGCUCUUUAAGGACUCUUGUCAAUGUUGGCAAGAAUAACCGAGGUUCAGCAUUUAUUUUUGAACUCAGAACCAACAGGUUAGAAAACAAUCAAUUACAACACAUAACAGAAGAACUGCUAAAUGGAGCCUGGAGUUAAUUUUUUUUUUACUGAUCCGCUGCUUUUUAAGGUCAAGCGUACACUCGGAAAUACUGCAACUAAUCAGUCUUUUUCAAUGGAUCAUGAUUGUAAUUUGUGCUCGUCACUUGAACGUUUCAGCAAGUUCAGGUGGGUGUUCGUGGUGAGGAGGAAUUACAUAGAUUUUGCUACAUUGUGGGAAAGUGGAAAAAUGAUGCAGUUAACAAAUGUAGAAGAGGCAGGUUGGUAAAUCAAAAAAGAAAAAUAAGAAAAAAAAAAGGUAACGUGAAGGCUGUUUUUGUUUUAAUGUUCAAUAUUCACUAAAUCUCAUUAAAGGAAAAAAACCAACUAUACUUUCCAAGUUCCAGAACUUGUUAACUGCAUCAAUUCAGUGUUGUGUCUCUGAAUUUCUUGACAAUAAGUAACAAAUAAAGCAUACUGUUGAUCUCAUUUAGAAAUUCAUAAUUGGGUUUUAAUUAGGUUAGUCUAUUUUUUAAUAUAAAUAAUCUAUAAAAUGUAUAUUUUUUAAUAAUUAAUGUCUUAAUUAAUUAAGGUCCUUGCUUUACGAACUUUUGCAGGGCUGUCUUGGUCCUCCAUACAAUAAAAAACACACACUUCCUCAUGGAUCCAGCUUCACCAGUGCAGUUUGAAUCCCCAUUUUCAUCUCUUCUGUCUUUAUUAGACAUGAAAAUGCAUGAUGGUGAACUGUCGUGAAAAUAUUUAUAAUAAACAGCGCCUCUUGUUUGGGCAUUAAACAAACAAUAUCAGGUAUAUAUGAUUGGUCAGCUUUGGUUUAUAAUAAUACUUUUGUAACUUGGAUUCAACGACUAUGAUUCAGAUGUGAUGAUUCUGUGUUGUCCUCUUUGUCCCCUGCAUGCUACCUCAGUGCACUGUCUAAACGUGGCUCUAUAAUAAUUUUAGUACUCCCUAAAAAUAUGCAUGACGACUAAAGUUAAACCUCAGUGGAGCUCCAGUGACACAUUCUGUAUCCUGUGCGUAUACAAUAAGUGUGUUUUAACGUGGUUACAUUAUCGUUAGUUUGUUGCACUGACUGUAAUAAAUGUUCCCGUGCAUCAGUAGGACGUGUAUGCCUGCAAGAAGGAGAACUAUUUAUUAUUUGUACAACAGUAUCUAGUACUAUCACCUGUCAUCCAUAUAUCACUGUUGCAAAAAAUGAUGUGAAGACAUUACUCCCUAUUUUCUAUAUUCAUUACGUUGUAUAUAUUGCCAGUCAUGUCAUACAUGAUUAUCAAUAAAAUUCAAAAACCUUUUCCAGUUGCCAGUGUGUGUGUGUUGUUAUACAGUAAGUAACGGUACUGUUCUCUUUGGAAGCAUAUUGCUGCCACACAGGAAAAAACAAAAUAUUGUCACAAAAUAUUACUGUUCUAACAGGAUCAUUUUCACCUGUAUUGAAAAAGAUUUAAGGUAAAUCUUAGCAACAAUACUAUAAUCACAAGAAAAGCUGUACCUGAAAAUGAAAAUAUCUUGAUAUGAUGUGAACAUUUCUUUAUAGAACCCCAAAGUCAUCUCAUGUCAUGGUCUGUAAACGCUUUAUCCCUUUAUCAAGGGGUCGCGGGGUACGAGGUUCCUAAAAGUGAGUGACUGAAAAAAUAUGAAAUCUGAAACAAAACAUUUUUCUUUACAUUGAAAUAUGAGAUAUUUUGAAAUGUAGUCAACAUCACAGCAUCUAUACACAAACUGGAAUAUGUAAAUCAAGAAGUCAUUGAAAACCUUUUGUACAACAUUUGUACAACCUCCAGAUGUUAACUUCUUCAUCUUCAUAUGCAUUUAUUUUGUAGACUUCGUCUGUGACUAACCCUUUUUUUUAUAUUGAUUCUGUAAUUAUUGACUGUUUGGUCAAUAGUCAUCAAUGUCCGGAAAUUAUGUUUUCCAAAUUUUAUUUUGUCCAACCGACAGUCCAAUACCCAAAGAUACUCGGGAACACCACGGUAAGAAGGUAAGAUGGUUGACAGUUCUCCCACGAGCUCUCACGUACUGUCACAUCUCCUGUUGUCAAACUAUGAGCGCAGGACUCCAUGUUCCGGGACCAUCCCAGGUCCAAGGAACGCUUUCUUUCCCUCAGCUGUCACCUUGUUGAGCUCUGCAACCACAGUGAUACCUCCAACACACUUGUAGUGUUUGUAUUCACAUUCCCUCAGUGAGAAUGUGAAAACAGUAAAAAAGAGACGAGAUUUGUCGAUUGUCCUUUGGCAUGGCUGAAAGCCAGCAGAAGACCACUUCUGGGUCAGUGUUUUAGAAUUACAGAAUUUUUUUUUUUUUUUUUUACAUUUGAGAUAAUUAACAUCAUCGUAGUACAAAAUAAAAGGCUGCUUGACAGAUUGUUUUUACGAGAGAAAAGGUAGAGGUUGUAGGCAUCAUCAGGAGGAGGUAAAACCAAAGACGCUUCCUUCUUCACCUGUAAUGCUGCUCUUAAAUAUCUUAAAAAUAUCAGUGCUUAGAAAAAUAAACAUCAGUCACACAAAGUCAUUCUGCAACUUACAGAGACCAUAAAACAGAAUUUAAUUGGAAAACAUGAGCAUGAACAUGUAGAUCAUUGGUCCUAACAGGCAUACAGUCAAAUUAAGAACUUGACAACACUUAUUUGAACUGAACUUCGAGUUGAGUUCCCCUGACAUUAUGAGUACCCAUAACUUUGCAUCAAGAACAGCUGUCCAACUGUUCCAGGGAUCUCACUUGUGCUGAGCAUAGUUGUGUUUUUUUUCUCUCUCCUAACAAUAACCAAAGGCAAAGUCACCACAGAAUGAAAUGUAGCAUCAAGCUAAAGUCAUGAUAAGGCCUUCAAACAGGCAGACACUUCAAUGAGGUAUCAGGUGUGGCGAUUUUAAGUCCCUCCAUAACCUCCCAAUGACCCAUUUGGCAUUUGACAAUUACGAAAUAUAAAGCAUGACAAAUGACACCAUUAAUAGCUUGUUGGCCAACACAAGCGAAAACCCAUCAACGGGUUUAACUUGCAAAGUGAUUAAAAUUUGUAAUUGUAAAUCUAAAUAAUGCAACUCUAAUUUAUUCUAAAAAAUUUAAAAUCACAUACCAGAAAUAAUCAACUCAACAUUUAAAACAACACCUUGGACAUAUGCCACUCUGUUUGUGUAUAACUUGGGUGCAGCUUGGCACUUCUUAAAGAGAGGGAAAGCAUCAAGGCAGUAACAGCCUGUUACAACAAGCAGGUUUACCGAUUUCUCCGAAUAACUUUAAAUAAAACUCAAAACCGCAUUAAGACAUAAUUAUAAAAUCACAUUAAGCUCUUCUAAACCCUCCCCAAUCUGUUAACUGUUCCAAAAUAAAGUGCCUUCUUACUAAUCAUUGACCUUUUGUUUGUGAACACCUGCCUAUAUCAGACUGUGCUGUAUAUACAUGAGGUUUCCAAAACAUAAUGAAAUGUGCGGCACCAUCACAGGAAACAGAUUGCAGCAACAUAAUAAACUAAAUAUAAAUAUAAGUUUGAAUGCUCUACAAUUAAGUGGCUUGAACCUAUGUACUGCCACGCCUGCAUCAUUAUUAUCUUUUGUCACAUUUUAAUGAUUGUUUUAGAAUGUUUAGAAAAUAGCCCUUGAAAGGGUAAAACAGCAGAAAUGUUUAAACUCAAGUCUAAAUACACAAGGCUCCCCACACCUACCUGAACACUAGGUCUUCUCUCUCACACACACACACACACACACACAAACAUAUUGAACAAGUCACCAACAAGUGGUCCACAACAACAGCCGAUUUAGUAACACUGUAAAAAAGGUUAUUUUCAUAUUAACAUUGGCAUCCGUUUUAGUGUUCCUGCAUGUAAAAGCAGGCAGUCUUUGCUUAGACAAAGAAGUUUUUCUUUUUUUUAUGAAGCCCCUGUCGAAGCAGCCCUCUCAUCUCUCAUCACAGUGUGACUGGAAAAA